Messenger RNA from Seminavis robusta, 1917 nucleotides. NCBI's taxonomy places the organism in Eukaryota, Bacillariophyta, Bacillariophyceae, Naviculales, Naviculaceae. The record is from the annotation of a GenBank genome assembly.
AUGAAAAGGACUUGCUGCUUUUGCCUUGCUCUCUUGCUGCCCGCUACAGUACAUGUAGCACAGGCUGUUGGUGGAUUCUUCGGUGUUGGAAAUGCGACUGAGACUCUGCAGAAUGGACAAUCCAUUGCCUUUGGUGUAGAAGGCAACGAUGUCACUGUGGUGUAUCAAAUACGAUACGGCGGGGACCACCCCGGCGAGACUGUGUAUGACUUAGAGCCAAGAGAGUUUAGCUGGGUGAUUCCUGUUCCCAAUAGACCAACCAAAGUGGAUGUGGGCUCAGAGCUCCUCUUUCAAGAACUCCACAAAGGAACCAAACCAGAGUUUGUCUUGGAUGUACGUAGAGGACCGGAUGCGGCCUCCUUUGGCGACACUUUACCCUGCGGCAGCCGCGUGGAGUACACUCCUGAGUGGUGCAAUGAUGGUGAUCCUCGAAUUCCGCAAUUUUCAGCCAGCAGUUCUCGCAACUCUCCCUUGGUGGAAACUGCGGGGCCGUACGAGUAUGUUAUUCUGGAGGGAGGGCCGAACGCAGAUCCAACCCAGGUCCUUCGAUAUUUGAGGAUCAAUGGGUAUACCCGAUCGGAGGGGGCCGAUGCAUUGUUGAACUUUUAUGCCAAACAGGGCUAUGCCUUUAUUGUGCUGCGGCUUCGUGGAAGGGAUGUUGGGGAAAUCCAACCACUUGUUGUGACAUACCCCCAAAAUGAAGAACCAGAAAUGGGGAUUUCCAUUUCACUGCGGAAACCAGCAGCAACUAUUCCAUUUCAAAUGGCAAGCACCUCCAUUGCAACAGAUUGGCAAUUUCAACCCAUUCAUGUCUAUGCUCUGGGCACUGCUCGUGCCGUACCCUUGAAUUUUCUGGAGGUGGAAUUGGAUGAUGCACAGGCAGACUGGCUAGAGACAGGGGCGUGCUUUAUUCAGCAGACGCCUCUUGGCAGUUCUGAUGUUGACGACUGCUUCUUUAAGGACUAUUUGGAUAGAUUUGAGGAAGCCACCAUGGAGUUGGCUAAUCAUUCCUUUGUCACUGAAUAUGCUGGCAGCAGUGACUUUGUGGCCAAUCAACUUUUCAUCAAUUUGACGGCAAAUGAAAUUGAAAAUGCUGCAUCUUGGGAAGAGUUUUCUGGGUGUUGCCGCCAUCGUCUACCAGACACAGAGCUGGUGGAGACAAUUUUGUCAAGGUUUGGAUACGACAGUCUGUUCAAUGACGAUCCCCCAGAAUGGAAUGCCACAGGCUUGGCAUGGGAAAUUGAUGAUAGGGUCUUGCAGCCGGCCAUUCAAGCGCAAGCAUGGGUGGACCAGUUUCCAUAUCUGACACGAAUGUUUGCUCGGUUGAGCACGGAAACAUUGUCCAAAGAUGCAUUCUUCACAUUCAACUCUGCACUGCCACCAGUGGACAAUGUUCAUCAAGCCACUGCUGUGGCCCAUUGUGGCGACAAUGGGACUGUUGUAAUUGUAGUUCCAGAUGAUCAAUCUACUGAUGGAAAUCCGGCGUGUGGCAGUGGACUGGAACUGGGUUUGUUGUUGAAUGAGGUUCAGGACCCGAAGAAAUCCAAAGCCAUAAAAGUCACUGCUUGGGGAUUUGAAAUAGAUGCCCCCGUUGAGGUGUAUCGGUUACUGGAUGGUACGUUUGACUAUGAUGAAGUUGCUGUGGCAAUAUCCUAUGGUGACUCUCUGGUUCCGGAUCAGACAAUCCCUGAGUACCUGUCCCAGGAGCCAGAAUUACUAGAAGAGGCAGCCAGGCCUCUUGCCCAACAUCAAGAACAAUUAGAUGCAGCCAUUUCCAAGUCAAGCGCAUCCGAUGGCUUCAAUGUCAAGAAAAACUCGCCCAGUGAACCCAUCCUUGCCACGUCCUCUACACCCCACCCCCUGUGUCUUUGUUCGGUAUUUGUUGCCGUUGUUGCUUGCUUGGUGGCGAACCUGUAG